UUAUCCCAUCACCAUACCCCAAAAUGAACGCUCACGCACCCAACCGCACCCACAAACACCCCAUCCAACCCCCCAGUCACCAAUCCAAACACCUCACCUCCAAAACACCCUAACCCAAUAAAGCCCCUUGAAGAACUUAAAACCCAAAACUCUGAAGAUACCACAUAUUUCUUAAAUAAAGCACAAGACCAGGAAGAGAAUAGAGUCUUAGAAGAAUGUAUGGCAGUGAAGGAGAGCAUGGAAGAAGUUAGAUUGGAAGGACUGCCGGAAGGAUUUGAAGAGAGGGAGAAGAGAGUGGAGGAGGUCAAAGGGGUUAUUGAUAGGAAUGGAGAGAGAGUGAGAGAGGAGACUGAGAAGGUAGAGAGAAGGAUUUUGGAAGAGAGGGAGGUACUGGAAGGGGGUGUUGAGAGGGGAUUUGAUGGAGAUGAGAGGAAAGAGGAGGAAGAGUGGCUGGAUAUAAAUGCCUUCGAAAUAAAGUCAAAAAUAAAGCAUGGAAAUCCAUCAAGUAAUGCUCAAGAACAACUACAACUAGCUUCAGAUUCAUUAGUAAAGCUGGCAGAUAAAUUAAAGCACAAAAGUUCAAAAGAGGACAAUUCUGAAGCAUCAAAGUUAUCAAUAAAGGAUUCAGAGAUGGUUAUUAAUGUCCCAAACCUGCCAGAAUUACCUCAUUGACCAAGCUUGGAUUCUGUCGAUAGCAAAUUUUACACUGAACUCAUUUCUAAGCUUCAGAAAAUGAGCAAAAUUAACCCAAAAGAAAUAAAAUUUGAGUUAACCAGAAAUGUAUCAAGCUUUGUUAAUGAAUCCUCAGAAAUUGAAAAAGAUGUUCCAAAACAACUUCUUACUUAUGAAAAUAUCAUCCCAGACAGUGAAGAAAUCUUUGCUGAAAAUAUCCCAAACCAAAAUAAAAUCAGACCAAUGAAGUUCAAUAAAGAAUUAAAAUUUAAACUCUCCAAAAAGAGAGAAAGAACAACUCUACGUAAAAAUAUUGCAACCAAGACAAGAUAUUACUCUCGUGGAAGUACUCCAAACCACUUAUCUAACAAACCUCUCAAAAACCUGCGUGUUCCAUCCAGAAAAAGAGCGGAAAAGUCGCUUCAGAGUCAAAGCUUUAAUUUCCAAAAAGAGCAUUUGACAAAGAAGCAUAACUAUCUGACACAGAAUAACUCUGAACAAAAACGGAUGGAUAGUGAUUCAGAACAGGUGGAAUAUUUUGAGGAGAGUUGUGACCAGAGUGAAGUUUUGGGGAUUUGAAAGAGUUUGAGAGAACACUUCGAAACCCUCGAAUCCGACAGAGACAAAGACCUCAACUACCACUCAAGCCAAAGCACAUAUUUAGAAGAAAGAAAGCAGCCUGGCCUAAUAGAAGAGGACGGACAACAGGAACAGCAGACUGAUGGAGAGACUAAGCACAGUACGGAUUUGGAGAAUGAUAAGAAGAAUAGAGGAUUUGAGAUAGGAAAGAUAUUGAAGGAGUAUGAAGAUUACAUGAAGAAUAAUAAAGAGGCAAAAGAGAUAGUCAAAAAUAUUAGGAAGAUCAAUUUGAAAAUUUAUAAAGAGGAGAAUAAUGAGUAUAUGUACGAACACACAGACCACUCCGGCAACACCUUCUUCGAACUAGGUCGCUAUGCAAACCAAAUAUCUUCAGUCUUCGACUUCCAAAAACUCGAGUGCCAUAAACUAGCCAAAGCUUUGAGGUUAAGAACGGAGAGGAAGAACUCGGCAGAUGGUAGAUUCUGGAAAUAUUUUAAUAAAGUAUUAAAGUUCUUCUCGGAUUCACAUUUGAAGAAAAGUAAAAUGAAGUUAAAAUUACAAAUCAUUUGGAAUCAUAGAAAUAUUACUAAUAAAGAUGUUGCUGAGGUUAUCCAAAUCCUAGGCUUCAUUAGCGAAAUAGAUCAAAUUUCAAGCUCUUUAAAAGCCUCUCCAAAAAAACGUUUGAAAAGUUGCAAAAAGAAGAAAUUCGAUCAAAAUAUGAUAAAGAAUAUCCAUUCAAAGAAAAAAGAUUCAAAUAUUGCUUUUGAAAAUAUUAAGAAUAUGCUGCAAAGACUAGAAACUACAAUUUCUCACAAAGAAGAUCCUAUUAAGCAGAUCCAAAGCUGAAAGAAUUUCCCCAAAAACUCUCAGGAGUCAAUCUCGAUGUCUGAAUUGAAAACAAUAGUUGAACAAAAGGAUGAGGAAAUUAGAAAACUCAAGAAAGAAAUUACACAGAUUAAUAAUAAAUUUUCUAAAUUUAGAGAUGAGAAGAAUCUCGAACUUUCAAGAAUAAUAGAACAGGCUGAUAUUCAAGACAAUAAAAUGUCUUACGAUAAACUUCAAUCUGAAUAUAUUCUUCUACUUAGAAGAGCUAAUGAUGCUAAAGAGAAAUAUAGAAAAGAGCAUCUGAAGUUUAGGAGAGAAGCUAAGAGAUGGAAAGAAAUUUCUGAUGAUGCAAUUAAAUAUAUGAAAAAUUCUAUGGAUUGACAAAAUAAUAACAAGAGGGUUGUUAAAAAGUUCAAUUCAAAUAUUGACAAAAAAUUUAAUAAAUAUUCUUCUGAAAUUGAGAAGUAUAACACUAAACAAAAAUAUCACCAUGAUAAAAUGUACUCUGCUAUCAAAACUCUACAAGAUCAUAAUAUCUUUUUGAACAAGCAGAAGGAUGAUCUCCUCAACUCAAUCACGAAAUCUUUGGCUAAAAUUAACUCUGAUUUGCACUACUUUAUGGACAAAUUGGUGAUACCCGAGAAAACAUGCCCCCGCAAUCACUACUCAGAAACUUUGUGAAGAACAAAGGCCAAACUGCUAACACUGUUGUACAUCCAGCAAGGUCAUCUAGCAGAUCAAACCAAGUGGGAGAGACAGGUCAAAGAGUUACAGAGGAGAAGGAAGCAGCAGGACCAAGAGAGCAUGUACAUGGAAUAUGAAGGAGCAAUCAUCGGGCUGAAGAGAGUCAGAGAAGUAGUAGAUGAGAGUUCAAGUGCAAUGGUAUUACCUGUUGAAGGAAGCUUGGAUUUGAGUUGCUUAGCUGAUGAUUUUAGUAAUGUGAGGAGAAUGGCUGGAUACGAAUUUGAGAAUGCUUGUAAUGUUUAUGCUAAGCAACAAGAGAGUAUAAAAGUGGGAGAUGCAGUAGUGUUUCCAGCUGGAAACUUGAAAUAUGAUAAAAUUAUUGCUGCAUUUUGACCCCAUCAUGAAGAAGAAGUUGGCAAAUUGGGGUCGAUCUUUUUCCUUAACAAGACUAUUGAAAGAAUAUUAUAUCUGUCAAUACUUCAUGGAUUGAACUCAAUUUUAAUUCCUUCAUUCUGUACUGAGAAAUCUAAAUUUCCAGUAGAAUUAUAUGCUCACACAGUGAUAAAGACUGUGAAAGAUUACAUCAAACAAAAUAAAACAGAAAUGGAAGAUAAAAGAAUCACAAUCUGUUAUUCCAACCCUGAGGAUGAACAAUUUUUCACAGAUUUAAUACACGAAGAGGAUCUUCAAUUCCCACAAGGAUAUUUUAAUGCAAAGUUUCCAUGCACUGAAGAAGAAUAUAGAAUUAAUAAAAUGGAGUUAGAAAUAGAAGAACAUCAGAUCAAAAUUUCAGAUUUACUUAGAAUAAAUACAGACAUAAAAUUAGAAAAUAAGCAACGCAAAGACAAUAUUGAUUCAUUAAAAUUUGAGAUUAAAGAGUUAAAAUUAGAGAAUGCUUCUAAUAAAAAGAAAUGAAUGAAACUUCAAGAGGAGUCAAAAGAACCCCCUCGUAUGAUUAAAGUACCCAAAGCUCUCAGAACAAAAUACAAUAAGGAAGAUAUAACAAUGAUUAAUAAAGAAAAGAACACGUUAAAGAAGAACCUAAAACCCAUGGAAAAGGAUAAAGCUCCAGAAUUUGAGAAGAAGUUACUUUUGUCGACAACUUCACAGGCCAAUAACCAUAUCUCCGGAAUUUCAUACGAAACAAGCUCUCCUCCAAGUGGAAUAACCGACAGUAGCCUUUCAUCUGAAUAUGUUGAAGGACACAUCGGAUUAUUAGGUCGCAAAGGAUCUGGCAUUAUUAAAUUCGAAUAAACCCACACUACAAGAAUUAAACAGAGUAGAAUCCCCUUUCAGACAAUUCACUCAAAUCUAAAGGAGGUUUCUCAAAGCAAGGCUCUGUAUUAAUUAAUUCUUCUAUCCAACAUUCUGUC
Molecule: messenger RNA, 4133 nt
Organism: Moneuplotes crassus
Lineage: Eukaryota; Ciliophora; Spirotrichea; Euplotida; Euplotidae
Source: the annotation of a GenBank genome assembly